AUGUUCGCGCGACCGGGAAGGAUACGCGCGUACUGCUCCGUCUCCGGCGGAUUGGACGCAUUGAGAGAUGCCGGAGGGGUUUCCGACGUGGAGUUAUUAGAUGCGAGACAACCAAGGGUGAAGAGAGAGGAAAGAAUGGAUAAUAAAGAUGAUGAUGAUGAUUUUUACGAGGCGAGAAGAAAGGAGGAGCUCGAAACGACGGAACGACGAGAACUGCACGCGCAGUUGAACCGAGAGGACAGCGCGUACGGAUACUCAUCAUCAAACAUCAACACGAGUCGCCAGAAUAGAAGAAACACGAAUAAUAAUAAUAAUAAUAAUAGCGAAGAAGAAGAAGGACCGACGACGCCGCCGAAUCAGCGGGAGAGCGAACAACCGCCGCCUCGCGUCGGCGCCAAGAGAGGCCUGAUUCCGCACAGUCGCUCGAUGCCGGAGUUUGGCGAGGCGAAGUUAUGGGCGAGGCGAAACCGAAAGCAACCGCAAAGAUUAGACGUGAGGUUGCAGUGCGUCCAGUUGGGGGUGAUUGAGAGUCCGAGUAGUUAUGCAUAG
Bathycoccus prasinos is the source of this 549-nucleotide messenger RNA. RefSeq lists its product with no specific name. The record is from RefSeq and is a predicted model, not a curated record. The transcript has a single exon. The coding region runs from base 1 to 549 and encodes 182 amino acids. Lineage: Eukaryota; Viridiplantae; Chlorophyta; Mamiellophyceae; Mamiellales; Bathycoccaceae.